AUGUUGACCUCCCGAUGGUCGUUCCAGACUCGGCGGAAACGGUCGGUGCUGAGGCUGGAAGGUGGGGCUCGCGGCAAUGUCUUCGAGGCUUUGGACAUGCAUAGGCCGGAGGAAAUUGAAGAGCAUGAAAACCAAGCGCUCGAGCAUCGGACAAGACAAUCGCGGGAUGGACGAGGGGGUGGGAAGGAGGGAGUAACGGAUCAACGGACGCGUCGGCUUGGGGCCGCCCAGCCAAUCGGAGGCGAGAGGGCCAGGACGCUAGGGCGCGAUGGGGACGACUUUGUGCUCGCUGCCCGUGUCGUGCAACAAUACAUGAUGGGCACCGGGCGGGCGGACGCGUGUGAAUUUUGGGGUGGGCAGGGUCUGCUCGACCUUGCAGAUUUUUCGCGCAGAUUCGCGUCUCUUUUUGGGCUUUCGCAUCGGACCAGGGUCUGUCUUUUAUAUCAACCCACCUCCUCAAACUCUGCCCCAACUCUCCCUUCCUCCUCCUCCACCAUGUCCUCCAAAGCCAUCCGCGAGUACGACGCCAAGCUCCUCCUCGCUUACUGGCUCGAACGCGCGCCUCCCGUCGCCCCCCACGCCCAGGUCAAGACAAAAUUCCAGUACCCCGCCGUUAAGGUCGCACAGAUCUCAUGGGACCCAGAGACCAAUUCUAUCACGCCCGACACUAAGCUCCCUGGCUGGGUCUUCAACACCAAGCUCGUCGCAAAGCCCGACCAACUUAUCAAGCGCCGCGGCAAGGCCGGCCUCCUCGCCUUGAAUAAGACCUGGGACGAGGCGAAGCCAUGGAUCGCCCAGCGGGCGGGCAAACCACAAAAGGUCGAGUCGAUCACCGGCACACUGAACAACUUCAUUGUUGAGCCCUUCCUACCCCACCCAUCCAACACCGAGUACUACGUCUGCAUUACCUCGGCCCGUGAGGGUGAUUCCAUCCUCUUCACCCACGAAGGUGGCGUGGACAUUGGCGAUGUCGACGCAAAGGCUCUCGUUCUUAACCUCCCCGUCACCCAACCCUUCCCAACUCGCGAGGCCAUCGCCGACACCCUUCUCAAGCACGUUCCAGCAGAGAAGAAGGACACCCUCGUUGACUUCCUCAUCCGCCUUUACAGCGUCUACGUCGAUCUCCACUUCGCUUACCUCGAGAUUAAUCCUCUCGUGGUUCUUGAUGGAGUCAACGGUGGCGAGCCCCAGGUUUGCUACCUUGAUAUGGCUGCGAAACUCGAUCAGACCGCAGAGAGCAUUUGCGGACCCAAGUGGGCAAUCGCUCGUGAUCUGUCGGUCUACGAGUCUAACGAGGAUGCGGCAACCAAGGCGGCUGCUUCCAAGGGUGGAAAGGUAUCUGCCGAUCGUGGGCCUCCCAUGGUCUGGCCUGCGCCAUUCGGUCGCGAUUUGACGAAGGAGGAGGCUUACAUCCAGAAACUCGAUGCUUCCACCGGUGCCUCCCUCAAACUCACCGUUUUGAACCCCGAGGGUCGCAUCUGGACCAUGGUUGCAGGAGGUGGUGCUAGUGUCGUUUACUCCGACGCCAUUGCUGCCCACGGAUAUGCUGACGAGCUCGCCAACUACGGUGAAUACUCGGGUGCUCCUACCGAGGGUCAGACCUACGAGUACGCAAAGACUAUCAUCGAUCUCAUCACCCGUGGCACACCCAACCCCAAGGGCAAGGUUCUCAUUAUCGGUGGAGGUAUCGCCAAUUUCACAAACGUCGCGGCUACCUUCAAGGGUAUCAUCCGUGCCCUCAAGGAGUUCAAGAACCAGUUGAUCGCUCAUCAAGUCAAGAUCUUCGUUCGUCGUGGUGGCCCCAACUAUCAGGAAGGCCUUAAGGCCAUGCGUCUGCUCGGAGAGAGCUUGGGCGUCCCCAUCCGUGUCUUCGGUCCCGAUACUCACAUCACCGAGAUUGUUCCUCUCGCUCUAGGCAUCGACAUCAGCAAGACGAGGAAGAGCAAUGCGGGUGUUGACGGCCUCAAGUCUGUGCAACCCGAGACGCCUCCUGCGCAGGUCGCGCCCGUCGCUGAGACCAGCGAUGCUGUCGGCUCGAUCCACCCCGAUGGCGAGCGCACCCAGCCCUCGGACAACCUUGUCCACUUCGACACCAAGGCCGGCACGACCUCGCGCCCGCCCUACCGUCCCUUCGAUGCCAACACCCGCUCAUUUGUGUACGGUCUCCAACCCCGUGCCAUCCAGGGCAUGCUCGACUUUGAUUAUUCCUGCGGUCGUCAGGCUCCCUCCGUGGCCGCCAUGAUCUACCCCUUCGGCGGGCACCACAUCCAGAAGUUCUACUGGGGCACGAAGGAGACGCUCCUGCCUGUGUACACGACGUUCAAGGAGGCGAUCGCCAAGCACCCUGAUGUCGAUGUCGUGGUGAACUUUGCCAGUUCGCGUAGUGUGUACUCGAGCACCCUUGAGUGUCUGGAGUUCCCCCAGCUUAAGGCGAUUGCGCUGAUUGCUGAGGGUGUUCCGGAGAGGCAUGCCCGUGAGAUCCUGUGGAAGGCUAAGGAGAAGGGUGUCCUGAUUAUUGGUCCUGCUACCGUUGGUGGCAUCAAGCCUGGAUGCUUCAGGAUUGGAAACUCUGGAGGAAUGAUGGACAACAUUAUUGCCUCGAAGCUUUACCGCGCUGGUUCAGUUGGCUAUGUCUCCAAGUCUGGAGGCAUGUCCAACGAGCUGAAUAACAUCCUCUCGCUCGUCACCAACGGCACCUACGAGGGUAUCGCUAUCGGAGGUGAUCGCUACCCUGGCUCGACCUUCAUUGACCACCUCCUGCGUUACGAGCAGGACCCCGAGUGCAAGAUGCUCGUCCUGCUCGGCGAGGUUGGUGGUAUCGAGGAGUACCGCGUCAUCGAUGCCGUCAAGAAAGGCAUCAUCCGCAAGCCCAUCGUCGCCUGGGCCAUCGGUACCUGCGCGAAGAUGUUCGCGACGGAGGUGCAGUUCGGGCAUGCAGGCAGUAUGGCGAACAGCGAUAUGGAGACGGCUGACGCGAAGAACCGCGCGAUGCGUGAGGCGGGCUUCAUCGUCCCCGAUACGUUCGAGGAGCUGCCGCAUGUGCUCAAGGAGACGUAUGAGCGCCUCGUCAAGGUUGGCACGAUCAAGCCCAAGAAGGAGGUGGACCCCCCGGUUAUUCCUAUGGACUACAAGUGGGCACAGGAGUUGGGUCUCAUUAGGAAGCCGGCAGCGUUCAUCUCGACGAUCUCGGAUGAGCGGGGUCAGGAACUUCUGUAUGCGGGUAUGAGGAUCUCGGAGGUGUUCAAGGAGGAUAUUGGUAUUGGAGGUGUAGUGUCGCUGCUUUGGUUCAAGAGACGUCUGCCACCAUGGGCAACCAAGUUCAUCGAGAUGGUGCUCAUGCUCACCGCCGACCACGGUCCGGCUGUCUCUGGUGCCAUGAACACCAUUGUCGCGUCGCGUGCGGGCAAGGACCUCAUCUCCUCGCUCGCCUCGGGUCUCCUGACCAUCGGAAGCCGAUUCGGUGGUGCCCUUGACGAGGCCGCCUCAAUGUUCUCAAACGCCCGCGAUACGGGUCUGACACCCAGAGAGUUUGUGGACAACUCGAGGAAGGCGAACAAGCUUAUCUCGGGUAUUGGCCACAAGAUCAAGAGUGUGAACAACCCUGAUCUGCGUGUCGAGCUCGUGAAGGAGUAUGUGCACAAGCACUUCCCGAGCCAUAGCUUGCUCGACUACGCCCUUGCUGUUGAGAAGGUGACAACUGCGAAGAAGGAUACUCUCAUCCUCAACGUCGACGGCUGUAUCGCCGUCUGCUUCGUCGACCUCCUGCGCGACUCUGGCGCCUUCACACCUGAGGAGGCGGACGAGUACAUCAAGAUCGGCACGCUCAACGGCCUGUUCGUCCUCGGUCGCAGCAUUGGCUUCAUCGGACACCACCUCGACCAGAAGAGACUGCGCGCACCGCUGUACCGCCACCCUGCCGACGACAUCUUUAUCAACAUGGCGGAUGUGUCGCAGCCGCGUGUCUUGGGCAGGAUGCAGUAG
This is a messenger RNA of Cyclocybe aegerita, 3981 nucleotides long. The record is from the annotation of a GenBank genome assembly. NCBI's taxonomy places the organism in Eukaryota, Fungi, Basidiomycota, Agaricomycetes, Agaricales, Hemipholiotaceae.